Messenger RNA from Fundulus heteroclitus (mummichog), 798 nucleotides. Its product is annotated as mannose-specific lectin. The record is from RefSeq and is a predicted model, not a curated record. The coding region runs from base 108 to 461 and encodes 117 amino acids. The transcript has 3 exons. Lineage: Eukaryota; Metazoa; Chordata; Actinopteri; Cyprinodontiformes; Fundulidae.
CCUUACGCAAGGUGCAUGGUGGGCGUUGGUGGAGCUCCAGUAUAAAGAGCCACUCCAGAUCCUCUUCUUCCCCACAGUCUGACUGCAGGACCUUCAAAGCUAAAAAAAUGAGCAGAAACUAUUUGACCCGAUUUGAUGAGCUUCGCAGGGGAGACUACCUGAUGUCCAACAACGGAGAAUGGAAGGCAGUCUUCCAGGGUGAUGGAAACUUUGUCAUCUAUGGCUGGAAGCCUGUGUGGUCUUCAGACACCAGUGGCACUGAUGUGAUCCGCCUGGUCAUGCAGGAAGAUUGUAACCUGGUCAUGUACAACAAAGAGGGUGUUGGUAGAUGGGUCAGCAACACGCAUCGGUCUGGCGAUAGCUAUUCCCGGCUUCACCUGUCCGAUGAAGGCAAAUUGCAUAUUUACAAUGGCCCCGACGAACUGUGGAACUCUACCCAAUCCAGCGGGGUAAAAGGCUAGAAACAAUUAAAUGUAAUCUUUAAGUCAAGAUCUGAUACUUAAAACUGCUUUAAUCUCAAAAUUGAGGAAAAUUGUAUUCUAUUAAUCUAACCAAUGAAUUGUUUUGACCUAACAAUUUUUUAUUUUGUCUUUCACUAUAUACCACAAUGUAAUUGUCAACAGCUUGCUAAGAAAAUCAUUACUCUCUCUUACUUUCUCUGCCUUGUAAACGGCCUUGUUUCUACAUUAUUAAAGUGGAAAUAACUUUUUAAAAGAGCCAAAACCUAAAGAGAAUCAGGCUCGCUUAAACAAAUGAAAUGAAUGGCUAUGAAGAAAUUAAAGUUGGUUUAAAACUGUU